AUUAGGUGACGGGGGCGUGUCCCAGCGCCCAACGAUGACGUGUUCUUCCAGCGCCACGUCGUGAGGAAGUGGAGCGGUUGAAGGGCGCCUGGCGGUGCGGGGCUCGCGCCGUGUUCAAGCUGUGAGCUAAAGGUUACCUGGCUGGUGUCUUAUUGUUCUGGGAUCAUCUUCUGCCAGGGCAGGAGCUAUGUCAUGGAUCAAGGAAGGAGAGCUGUCACUUUGGGAGCGGUUCUGUGCCAACAUUAUAAAGGCGGGCCCAAUGCCCAAACACAUCGCUUUUAUAAUGGAUGGAAACCGUCGCUAUGCCAAGAAGUGCCAAGUGGAGCGACAGGAAGGCCACUCGCAGGGCUUCAACAAGCUGGCUGAGACUCUGCGAUGGUGUUUGAACCUGGGCAUCCUAGAGGUGACAGUCUACGCAUUCAGCAUUGAGAACUUCAAACGCUCCAAGAGUGAGGUAGACGGGCUGAUGGAUCUGGCCCGGCAGAAGUUCAGCCGCUUGAUGGAAGAACAGGAGAAACUGCAGAAGCACGGAGUGUGUAUCCGGGUCCUAGGUGAUCUACAUUUGUUGCCCUUGGAUCUCCAGGAGCUGAUUGCACAAGCAGUGCGGGCCACCAAGCACUAUAACAAGUGUUUCCUAAAUGUCUGCUUUGCUUACACAUCCCGUCAUGAGAUCAGUAAUGCUGUGAGAGAGAUGGCCUGGGGAGUGGAGCAGGGCCUGCUGGAUCCCAGUGAUGUCUCUGAGUCUCUGCUUGAUAAGUGCCUCUAUACCAACCACUCUCCUCAUCCUGACAUCUUGAUACGGACUUCUGGAGAAGUGAGGCUCAGCGACUUCUUGCUCUGGCAGACUUCCCACUGCUGCUUGGUGUUCCAACCAGUUCUAUGGCCAGAAUACACAUUUUGGAACCUCUGUGAGGCCAUCCUGCAGUACCAGAUGAACCAUAGCAUGCUCCAGCAGAAGGCCCGAGACAUGUAUGCAGAGGAGCGGAAGAGGCAGCAGCUGGAGAGGGACCAGGCUGCAGUGACAGAGCAGCUGCUGCGAGAGGGGCUCCAGGCCAGUGGGGACGCCCAGCUCCGACGGACACGCUUGCACAAACUCUCAGCCAGACGGGAAGAGCGGGUCCAAGGCUUCCUGCAGGCCCUGGAACUCAAGCGGGCUGACUGGCUGGCACGUCUGGGCACUGCAUCAGCCUGAGGGAGGCUGGCCUCCUGCCACUUUGCCCUGCCUCUGCCUCCAGGCCUCCACUCCCCUUUCUUUUCUUGGUGAAAGGCACCUCCCUCCUAGUGAUGAAUUGUGUUUCCUUUGCUUGGCCAGGGAGCCCCAGAGGCCAGAUCUGCUGGCCAUACAGACACCUUUUGGACUGACUGGGACAGUGGACCCUGGGGAGGGUUGAGGUGAGAGUCUCCCACAAGUACACUAAACCUGGCUCUGGCCACUGGUAGGUUCAGACAGCAGAGAGCUCCAGUUCUUGGCUGCCUGUUCCUCCGCCUCUGCCACCUCUUCAUGUGCUCCUAGAUGCACUUUAUUUUUUCACCAGCACAUCUUUCAACACACAGAGUUUCAGGGCAGAGUUCUCCCCCAAAACCUUAGCCCUUUACCCAUCCAUCUUAACCUUCUACGCGACUUUUACAAAAGAUUCGGCUCCACCUUGGAUCUGCUGGUAAAUAGCUCAUAGGCAGCCAGCAUUAUUUGGGCAAGGAAGGGGAGGGAGAGACAGAAAGAAAAUGUGCCCAUCUGCUGCUCCUCCCCCUGGGCUCUCCACCUGGGAUUUGCUAUUGAAUCUCUACCCCCCCCCCCCCCUCACCACACAGUGCUGAUUGCUCACUGAAAGGCUCAGCGCCCCCAAUGGCGCGCGGAAGCCAGGCGGGUGAUUACAAUCCAAUUACCUAUUGUCGACUCAGCCCACACAAGCUUUUCUCCUCCUCUUGCAGGGCAUGGGGCCAGGCUCCACGCCCCUGUGAGACCGGCCCCCUCCAUGACUACAGGGUAACAGAAGGGCCUGUAGGCCCUGGUGACUCUAAUCCACCACAGGCCUCCCUCCCUGGCCCACAUCACAGGACCCAGAGCACAGAAACAAGCCCUUCUCCCGACUGACUGCUGUCCUCACCAUCCCAGACUCUGCUGCCUGCCGUCUCAGCCUUUGAGGCUUCUCUGUUCUUGAGCUGGCCCCCUAAGUAGCCCCUGAGACGAUUUCUUCUCAGCGUGGCAGAGUCUCAGCUUGUUAGGGCUGACACUGCCCAGCAGGGAGAAGAGGGCCAAGUCAAGGGCUAUGUCCUUUCCCUUACCUCUCCCUGCCAGGCCUUGCUGCAGAGCUGCUGAGAGGAUUAGUGCCUUUGAAGAGCUGUCUGCCUGAGCAGCUCUGCUUCAGGUGCCGGGAGCAGCAAGCACCAGCCUUUAACACCAGCCAAACACCACUCUGUUUAGUCUUCCCAUUUUACUUUCUGCAAACUGUUUCCCCAGCACCUCCCUCUAGGGGAGAGGUGGGGUCUUGCAAGCAGUGGUCACAGCAGUCUUUAAACCCCUACCUUCCUUAUAUUCCAGUCUCCUCUUCCCCUUCCUGUGCCAGGUAUCCUGGCACAAGAGACCCCUUGGCCAUCAUCCCUGCUCCCAGAAUCAGGCCAAAAUGCCAGACACUGCGAUUGAAAAGCCAAUCAAUGCACCCUUUGGCAAGCCCCCCACACACACCUGGCAUUCCCCGCAACCAAUCCCUGGCACAGGGUUCCCAGAGAGCAGGUGCUGUACAUUUUCCAGCUUUACAAUGGGGCUGUUGACAGCCUUAAUUAGGGAGGCAUGAAUUAUGCGGCUAUAAUGCAGAGCCCUACAAUUAAGGCGGGAAUGAGGGGCUGGAGGCAACAAACGGAAUCUGCCCAGUGAGCCUGGCUAUUGAGUCCUGUCUCCGUUCUGUGUCUGACUUUCCCUAAUAUGACUGGGGUACAGCUGAGAAGUGAUUAAUGGAGCUGGUGUCUCUCUUUGGCGUUAGGACCUGUAUUUGGAGGAAGGUACACACGGGGAUGGGUAGGGGGCCAAGGGACCACUACUGCCAAGGAGCAGGAGCUGCAAACAGUUGAUACGGACUCCUCGUGAUUGCUUUCUACCGGUAGGAUUUGUACAAACCUACUCAACCCUUGCCUCAAGAUUAAGUAGAUGGGACCUGUUUAAAUGUCCUCUCACCUGUGAGCCAGUCCCUGACUUCAGGAUAAUUCUUGUGUUCUUGUGUCCUCCUGGAUUUCAAGUAGAAUGAUAAGAUUCUUUCUUAGAUGUAAAACUUGUUUACAAAUAGUACAACGGAACACCUUGC
This is a messenger RNA of Canis lupus familiaris (dog), 3296 nucleotides long. It is a transcript of the gene DHDDS, whose product is annotated as dehydrodolichyl diphosphate synthase subunit. Gene Ontology annotation, biological process: polyprenol biosynthetic process. NCBI's taxonomy places the organism in Eukaryota, Metazoa, Chordata, Mammalia, Carnivora, Canidae. The transcript is spliced from 9 exons. Gene Ontology annotation, cellular component: dehydrodolichyl diphosphate synthase complex; endoplasmic reticulum. The record is from RefSeq and is a predicted model, not a curated record. Bases 188 to 1192 code for a protein of 334 amino acids. Gene Ontology annotation, molecular function: ditrans,polycis-polyprenyl diphosphate synthase [(2E,6E)-farnesyl diphosphate specific] activity.